Molecule: messenger RNA, 767 nt
Organism: Paramecium pentaurelia
Lineage: Eukaryota; Ciliophora; Oligohymenophorea; Peniculida; Parameciidae
Source: the annotation of a GenBank genome assembly
AUGAAAUUCUUUUUAAUAAUAUUAUUUACAAUAGGACUUGCAAUAAAUGAAUGUGAAGUAGAUAAUAAAGAUAGAGUAAAGUUGAGUGGAAUGUCUAAAUAAAAAGAAGAUGAAUUAUUAGAAUUGCAUAAUGAACAUAGAAAUCUAGUAGCAAUUGGAAAAGUAAGAAAUUAUUAUGGUGAAUUUUCCACAGCUACAAAUAUGAAUUGUAUUAAGUGGGAUGAUCAUUUGGCAAAAAAUGCUUAAGAUUGUGCUGAUAAAUGUCCUUCUAAUUUUAAACUUGAUUGUUCUUUUCCUAGACAUUAUGGUUAUUUGACAUAUAAAGGUGAAGUUGAUAAUGGAGGAUCAGAUUGGAGUGCAACAAGAAUUUUUAAGAAAUUGAUUUCAUAAGAAGAUUUUGCAAGAUAAAUAGAAUUGGCAACAGUUUAAUUUUUUGGUUGUGGAAGAACAUAAAUUAGUAGAAGGAAUGGUAAGAGCCAAGAAAUAUUUGUAUGUGUUUACAAUAAAGUAGUUCUUAUUUUCAAUAAUAGUAAUCAAAUUUAAAUGGAGAAGUAUAUAAAUAUGGUAUUCCUGGUUAAGAUUGUUUAUAUGGUCGUAAAAUUGAAUUUUAAGGUUUAUGUAAACAAAGUAUUACUGACAUUGAAUCUUUGAAAUUUAGACAUUAAAGACAUUAAGAUGCAUACAAAUAUCAUCAUAAAGAUGAAAAACAUCAUGUUCAUCAUAAUCAUCAUCGUAAAGAUGAUGGAUUUCAUACAAGGGCUGAUUGA